CCCCAGUUUAAGUGGGCCCCGCGCGUUAAAGUGGUCGGCGCGUCAUCCCACUUAAGAAAGCGCGUCUUUUCCUCCCCACAGCGCAACAACCCCCCUUCCAGUGGCCAGACCAGACAAGGCAGCACCAAAACGACAGAAUAGCAGCUAUGACCUCAUACGGCGGUGGCUACUCCAGGACAUCCUACGGCGCCCAGGGCGGCGAGGAUGGUGGCGGUUUUCUAGGCGGGUCACAACAGGGCAGCCAAAGUGGCGGAGGCAAGGGCUACGGCGACGAGUCCCUCCGGCCCGUGACGAUCAAGCAGCUGGCGGACUGGGAAGAGGCGUUCCCCGGUGCGGACGUGGCGAUCGACGGCGCACCGCUCACGCAGGUGACGAUUGUGGGCCAGGUGCGGGCGGUGAACCCGCAGACCACCAACAUCACGUACCGGCUGGACGACGGCACCGCCACCAUCGACGUCAAGAACUGGGUGGACCCGGAGCGGCCCGACGACAGCAGCCCCAAGUUCGCGCAGGACCAGUACGUCCGCGUGCUGGGCCGCCUCAAGAGCUUCAACGGCAAGAAGCACGUCGGCGCCCUCUUCAUGCGCCCCAUUGACGACUACAACGAGGUCAACUACCACCUGCUCGAGGCCGCCUACGUCCACCUGUACCUGACCAAGGGCCCGCCGGGCCAGCAGCAGGCGGAGGCUGGGGCGGGCCAGGGCGCGGGCGCGGGCGGCGAGAGCAUGUUUGUCGACGGGUAUGGCGCUGGUGCGGCGACCGGUAUGUCGGGUAAGCUGGUGGGCUGCUCGGCGAAGGCGCAGACCAUGUACAACUUCUUGCAGAACUCGCCGGGCGGCAACGAGGGCGUGAAUGUGAACGUCAUCUCCAGCGGCAGCGGGCUGAGCGUGAGAGACGUGCUCGAGGCUGCAUAUGAGCUAUUAGGCCAGGGUCUCAUCUACACCACUAUCGACGACGAGACAUGGGCCCUGCUGGAGUCCUAUGGUUGAUGAGGCACGAGAUGGCUGUAUUUGACUCUCCUACCCCCAGGGAUAUUGAGCUAUUGGCGUUGGAUUUUGCAUUGCCACGUAUGGUUGAUUCGGGAACGGGCGGCAUGACGCCUUUAAAUAAGGACUGAGUGGAGUGGGAUGAGUAUAGAAACGAAGGGGUACUCCUGACGGUAAGAUAAAUAAAAGGACACCCAAGAGAAAAGAAAGGCCAGGGAUGCGGCAGAUGAUUGUCAGGAGCCACAAGCCAAUAAUGUCUGACCCGCAUGUUCGCAUGUUGAAUGCGCCAAGGUUUGGAAGUGAAUAAUAGAAAAGAGAGGGUAAAAGAAGUAGCAAAAACAGCACGAGGAAGGGGGUGUGAGUGUGGUGUGUGAGUGAGAAUAGC
Molecule: messenger RNA, 1371 nt
Organism: Phialemonium atrogriseum
Lineage: Eukaryota; Fungi; Ascomycota; Sordariomycetes; Cephalothecales; Cephalothecaceae
Product: replication factor A protein 2
Exons: 3
Coding region: 147-989 (280 amino acids)
Biological process (GO): nucleotide-excision repair; double-strand break repair via homologous recombination; DNA replication
Cellular component (GO): nucleus; DNA replication factor A complex; chromosome, telomeric region
Molecular function (GO): single-stranded DNA binding
Source: RefSeq, a predicted model, not a curated record